AAAAGAUGAUUAAAAAGGGAGUUAAUUGGCAUAUUUUCAGCAAAAAAUAUAUUUAAAUAUAAUUCUCUGAAUAAAGUUUCAUAUAUAACCUAAAAAGAGAGUUUUUUCAGCAUUUUUUUUCUGUCUUAUAUGAGUCAAAAUAUUGUUAGUAAUUAUGAUCCUUCAGAAUAUUCUUUUUCAAAAAGAAAACCCCUUAGAUGUACUUCUCUCCAUCAUUCAAUACUUUUAAAUUCUAUUGAAGAAUCAGGAAGAAUUUCUAAUUAUGGUUUGUCUAAUGAAACGAAUUUUUUGCAAGGAUAUCGAACAAAUGCUUGUCAUAUUCAAGAUAGUCAAGAUCUAAUAAACGCAAUGAUUCAUAAAGAAACACAAAGUAGUUCGUCAGAUGAGGAAAGGGGGAUUAAUGAUAUAGAAGAAAAUAUGGUUUAUUUUACAGAUUACGAAGCAAAUUUGUCUAGAAUAAAUAUGAAAGAUAGAUUGGAUAUGGAAAGAAUGCCAUGUUCAUUCAUAGAAAAUAGUAAUUUAAAUAAAAAAGAAACAGUUCCAGACUUUUAUCAAAAACAAUCAGAUAAUAUUGAUUUAUUUAUAAUGCCAUAUGUUCAAUCAGAUGCAAUUAAACGAGUGGUGACUAGAAAUAAGUCUUUAAUUCCUAAACCUAAAAUGAUUCAAAGAAUUGCGGAAAGUUUACUUGAAGAAUCAUCACCUGCUGAAUCAGAAAUAAAGAAUGAAGCUCUUCUUUCAGAAAUAUUACGAAAAUCAAGAUAUAUUAGUGGUUGUAUAAAUUCUUAUAAUAAUAUUCAAGAAAAAGAAUUACAUGAUACGGCUGAUACUUCGUCUAUGACAUCAAUUCACAGGAAUAAUUUACAUUCUAAGGAUUUCAUAGAUUUAUUUCCUGUUAAAAAACCAAAUACUGAUUCGACUGUAAAAAGCAGUCCAAUGGUUUCUCCUUCACCUAUAAAAAGUUUUAUCCAAAAUGUAAAAACCUCUAAGAGAAAAGUUAAUUCUGAUGAACGAUUCGAACCAUAUCUUUCUUUUAAACGAAGAGCUGUCUCUCCCAGUCUUGGAGGUAGUAGUCCCACUUUAACAACAAAUAGCUCCCCUCUUUCUUCUAAAUUGAGUAUUUUUCCUAUGCAAGAUACCAACGAUAGUUUAAUGAAAAUGAGUUUACAAUAAAUAUUUAUAUAAUAUUAUCAAUACUUUUUCAAAAACUUCAAUAUACAACUUUUCUU
Pneumocystis murina B123 is the source of this 1226-nucleotide messenger RNA. RefSeq lists its product as hypothetical. NCBI's taxonomy places the organism in Eukaryota, Fungi, Ascomycota, Pneumocystomycetes, Pneumocystales, Pneumocystaceae. The record is from RefSeq and is a predicted model, not a curated record. Gene Ontology annotation, cellular component: site of double-strand break. Bases 130 to 1170 code for a protein of 346 amino acids. The transcript has 6 exons.